This is a messenger RNA of Vidua chalybeata, 1856 nucleotides long. It is a transcript of the gene REXO4, whose product is annotated as REX4 homolog, 3'-5' exonuclease. The record is from RefSeq and is a predicted model, not a curated record. The transcript has 8 exons. Gene Ontology annotation, biological process: rRNA processing; DNA catabolic process. Gene Ontology annotation, molecular function: nucleic acid binding; 3'-5' exonuclease activity. NCBI's taxonomy places the organism in Eukaryota, Metazoa, Chordata, Aves, Passeriformes, Viduidae. Gene Ontology annotation, cellular component: nucleus. The coding region runs from base 149 to 1384 and encodes 411 amino acids.
AGCGCGGGCCGGCGUUCCCCGCCGGGGCGGUGCGGCGCUGUGCCGGUCCCCCUGCGGUAGCGGCGGCCCGGUUGGGACUCGCUGCCUCCCGAUCCCGGUCCCGAUCCCGAUCCCGAUCCCGAUCCCGGUCCCACCCCGCUGACCCUGCAUGGCCAAACAGAGCCCUGCGGAGCCGCAGGCGGCGGGGCCGAGCGGCGCGGCCCGCGGGAAGAGCAAGAAGAGGAGGAAGAAGAGGAAGGCCCUGGGGGAAGCGGCGGCCGCGUCGAAAGGCCCGGGCAUGGCGGCCGUGGGUCCCCCCCGUAACCCGCAGGAGUUCUCCUCCAACUGGAAGGCGCUGCAGGAGCUGCUGAAACAAAAUAACUCCAACAAGCCCAUCUCCACGGGUCAAACAGACAACAAAAAGAAGCAGCCACUCAAAGCAGCCAAAAGCCCAGGAGUCCCAGCAGUCAAUGGGAAUGGGAAUGUGGUAAAAGCCAAAUCUACCAAUAAAAUGGACAGUGGGUCUGCUAAAGCCAGUCCUCCUUUGGCCAAGCCAGAAUCCAAGGGGGCUACAGCAAAUAAGAACUUAAAUGGCACCAAAAGCAACGGGAAAAGCUGCAAAAAACAAAAGAAAAAUGGCAUUGUUGUGAAGGAGAAGGAUGAACUGAAACAUAAGAGGAGGAAAGCUGAGGAACACGUGGAGCAGCAGCCCAAAGAGGCUGACAUCUGGUUUGAUGACGUUGAUCCCAAAGAUAUUGAAGCAGCAUUAGGACCUGAAGCAGCAAAAAUUGCCAGAAGGAACCUGGGACUUGAAACAGAGCAAUCCCAGUCUGUGGAGCAGGUGCUGGUUAAGGAGAAGGCUUUUGAUGGGCUGACCCGGGCCGUGGCCAUGGACUGUGAGAUGGUGGGGGUGGGCCCCAAGGGCGAGGACAGCAUCUUGGCUCGGGUGUCCAUCGUCAACCAGUUUGGGAAGUGUGUUUAUGACAAGUAUGUCAAGCCCACAGAGAAGGUGACAGACUACAGGACAGCUGUCAGCGGCAUCCGGCCUCAGAAUAUCAACACAGGUGAAGACUUUAAAACGGUUCAGAAGGAGGUGGCUGAGAUCCUGCAGGGAAGGAUUUUAGUUGGACACGCCUUACGGAACGACCUAAAGGUUCUACUUCUUGAUCAUCCUCACAAGAAGAUCAGGGACACACAGAGAUACAAACCUUUCAAACAGAGAGUCAAGAGUUCCAGGCCGUCCCUGAAGCUGCUCUGUGAGAAGCUGCUCAAUGUUCAGGUGCAGACAGCAGAGCACUGCUCGAUCCAGGAUGCACAAGCAGCUAUGAGACUUUACACCCUGGAGAAAAAGAAAUGGGAAGCUGCUGUUAAGAACAAAGCUAACAACAAAAAUGGUAAAACUUAAAAACACAGGGUAGAAUCUUUCAUCUCUGCAGCAUUUGGUGGUUUGAUGUCACAUUCCACAUUUAGAGAUUAGUCAGAAUUGACAGCAGCUAUGUCAUAAAAUCAGUCCAAAGACAAUGCUACAGUAACCUGGAAGUUCAAGAAUGCUGCUGGUAUCCCUGUGGAUGGGCCCUGUGCCUGAUGCCUGCUACUGUGUUCAAACAACCUUUGUAACAAAUGCCUGCAGUUGGGAAGAACUUCAUCAGUUAAAUUUCUUCAAUGGAAAUAGACAAUGAAUAAGUUAAAAAAUUAAAUUAUGUUAGGUGAAGGAAGAAACUGUCAUUGCUUUGUCAAAACUCCGAGGAUUAAAAUCUUUAUUUCAAGUAUGUUGAGGUCCACAAAGUGAGGUCUACUACAAGGUGAAUUCUUAAAUAUUGCUGUUAGUUACACAGUUGUGGUACCCAAACCAUCAAUAAAUACCUGUUUGCAUAUUA